AUGGACACAACACUGUUAAAAUUUUGUGAAAAAAUGUCCAAAGCAUUUGGGAUAUCUGGUAAAUCGGAGUCUCCCCUACGCAGUGGAAGCCGGAAGCGUACAGCCACGCGUAACAUUGAGCAGCAGUUGGUAGAGAUCGCUGGACAACUGCGGACCUUGUUGCGGGAGGAUGUUCCAAGGAACCGAGAUAACCCGUACCCAACCGGAGGAAACGACUACGGAAGACCACUCGUCAAUCCCAUACCUCGGAAUCCUGUUCUUGAUGAUGAUAGCGACGACGAACUAGAGCUCGGCGCCGCUCUAGUUCUUCCCGGCGAUGACAGAAACGGUAGGAAUUGGCGCAACCCCAGCAAUUUUAAUCCUCGUCGGAAUCAUGAUGAGUUUAAACUCAAAGUAGAUAUUCCUACUUUUAGUGGGGAUCUGGAUAUCGAGGGCCUUCUAGAUUGGAUCACCGAAGUCGAUCGUUUCUUCGAGUACAUGGAGAUCCCGAAAGAAAGAAGGGUGAAAUUAGUAGCUUUUCGAUUGAAGGGAGGAGCAUCUGUCUGGUGGGAACGAAUGAGGGAGGCUCGGAUCAGAGAAGGAAGAGGUCCAGUUCGAACAUGGAGGCGCAUGAAGCAGCUAAUAAGAGGUAGAUUUUUACCCCCUGAUUAUGAGCAGUAUAUGUUUGAAUCAUAUCAACGAUGUGCACAGGGAACAAGAAGCGUAAAUGAAUACACAUCAGAAUUUCAGAGAUUGGCAGAACGAAAUCAGCUAUCUGAAAGUGAUAACCAGCAGGCAACCCAUUAUCUGAGUGGUUUGAGACCUGCUAUCAAAGACAAGAUUGGUGUUCAGAUGAUUCUCAGUGUGCAGGAAGCAAGGAACUUAGCUCUGAAAGCUAAAUUAAUGUUCCAAGAAAGGACCCAGGCCGAAAGCUAUCGACGAUACAAUGGGAGCGACAAUAGACCGACAACAGUCGACAAGAGCAAACCAGCCGCGGGAGUACAACCCUCCCACCCACCGAAUACAGCUAACGCCAUUGGGCAUAGGUCUAGUGACUGUCCCAGAAGGAAGGCAGUUACCAUUGUAGAGAAGGAGGAGGAAGAAGAUGUUGACGAUGAAGUAUAUUGUGAACCUGAUGGAGAGGAUGAAGAAGGUCCCUAUGAACAUGAAGAAUACACAUGUGUUGUGAGGAAACUAAUUCAGGAAAAUAUUAUUUGUAGGGAUGUGGUACAGAAAUUACAACUACCUCCUGAGAAGCACCCGAACCCAUAUACAAUUGGGUGGAUCAAGGAAGUCGACGGCGUACGGGUGGAGGAACGCUGCAAGGUCCCAUUCUCCAUUGGUAAGUACACUGUCGAGGUAUAUUGUGAUAUUGUGGAUAUGGAUGCUUGCCAUAUUUUGCUGGGUAGGCCUUGGCAGUUUGAUAAAGAUGCAAAACACUUGGGUAGGAAGAAUACCUACUUGCUCAAAAAAGAGGGUGUACACUACACCUUAUUACCCAUGGCAAAAAAGAAUCCACCAAAGGCUCCAAAGGCAGAGAGGAGAAAUUUCCUUACCAUUACACAUCACCAUGCUGAAUUUGUAAGGGAAUGUAAGGAUACCCACGAGGUCCACUUGUUGGUAGUGAAGGGAGAAAGCAUGAAUGAGUCACUAGAGGAAAACAAAAUUCCAGUGGAAGUGCAGGGACUACUCGAUGAGUUCCAUGACGUAGUUCCUGAUGAGUUACCUAAUGAGCUCCCACCCAUGCGAGAUAUCCAACAUCAUAUUGAUUUUGUUCCUGGUGCUAGUCUACCUAAUCUACCACACUACAGGAUGAGUCCUAAAGAAAAUGAGAUCUUACGGGAGAAGGUAGAAGAAUUAUUAAGAAAGGGGCAUAUUCAAGUCAGCAUGAGUCCUUGUGCAAUACCAGCAUUAUUAACACCCAAGAAAGAUGGGAGUUGGAGAAUGUGUGUCGACAGCAGGGCCAUUAACAAGAUCACUAUUGGCUACAAGUUUCCCAUCCCAAGGCUGGAUGACAUGCUGGAUCAACAUGAUGGAACCGUAGCCUUUUCCAAAAUCGAUCUCAGGAGUGGUUACCAUCAGAUCAGGAUCCGUCCCGGAGAUGAGUGGAAGACAGCUUUCAAGACUAGAGAUGGGUUGUUCGAAUGCAAAUCUAUCACUGAGCACCUAGGACAUAUCAGAGAGGUCUUGAAUGCAUUAAGAGAAAACAAAUUAUAUGUUAAUUUAAAGAAGUACACUUUUAUGAGCAAUAAUUUGUUGUUCUUAGGGUUCAUUAUAAGUAAGGAUGGAAUUAAGGUGGAUGAGGAGAAGGUGAAAGCCAUUAGGUUGUGGCCAACCCCAUCAAACGUCACGGACGUAAGACGUUUCCAUGGUGGAGUUGGCAUAGGGAUCGUAUUGUCACAAGAAAAGAGACCAAUUGCCUUCUUUAGUGAAAAGUUAUGCGAAGCCAGGAAGAAGUGGUCCACUUAUGACAAAGAAUUCUAUGUUGUUGUUAGAGCACUGAAAACCUGGGAACAUUAUUUAAUUGCUAAAGACUUUGUUCUCUACACUGACCACCAAGCUCUUAAGUAUCUCAGUAAGCAAAAGCAGUUGAGGAGUGACCUGCAUGCAAGAUGGUCUGUUUUUAUUGAUAAAUUCCCAUACAAAAUUGUGUAUAAGGGUGGACAGCAAAACAAAGUGGUCGAUGCUCUAAGUAGGCGCGUAGCCCUCAUCAAGACUCUCAGCAUUGAAAUAGUGGGCUUUGAAUGCUUGAAAGAUCUGUACACCCAGGAUGAUGACUUCAAACAGGUGUGGGAAAAGUACAUAAAUCGACAGCUAGCAGGUGAUUUCUACAUUCAUGAUGGGUUCCUUAUGAAAGUGGAACAAUUGUGCAUCCCUUGCACCUCCCUCCGUGAGAAGAUCAUCAGGGAUCUGCAUGGGGGUGGAUUAGCAGGACACCUCGGAAGAGACAAAAUGAUUGAAGCAGUCAAGGGACGUUACUACUGGCCUAAAUUAAGGAGGGAUGUGACCACUAUUGUGAGUAGAUGCUAUAUUUGUUAG
This is a messenger RNA of Nelumbo nucifera (sacred lotus), 3018 nucleotides long. The record is from RefSeq and is a predicted model, not a curated record. Lineage: Eukaryota; Viridiplantae; Streptophyta; Magnoliopsida; Proteales; Nelumbonaceae.